AUGCGUGUGGAAUGUCAGUGCUGGGCCUGUCCAGGAAGUCAGUGUGAUAAACAGCUGCUGGCAUUGCCACCUCGUCAUUGCUGUCACUGUCAUUCCCAGGGCGAGAGCUCCCAGACCUUACGGCGAUCCAAGAGAAGAUGGGUUAUUACCACCUUGGAGCUGGAGGAGGAGGACACAGGACCCUUUCCCAAGCUCGUUGGUGAGCUGUUCAACAACAUGUCUCAUAACACGUCACUGAUGUACCUCAUCAGCGGACCUGGAGUGGAUGAAUAUCCAGAGGCUGGCUUGUUUUCUAUCGAAGACCACGAGAAUGGAAAAAUCUAUGUUCACCGCCCUAUUGAUCGGGAAACAACACCGUCUUUUAUGGUGCGUUUCGACGUUGCGGAUCGCACGACAGGGCAGAUCGUGGAUAAAUCCUUGAUUUUCCACAUUAGGAUCAGCGAUGUGAACGAUCACGCUCCCCAGUUUCCUGGGAAGGAGUUUAACGUCACUGUGAAGGAGAAUCAAACGGCAGGUCAAACUAUUUUUCAGAUGGUGGCAGUUGAUUUGGAUCAAGAAAACACUCCAAAUUCUCAAGUUCUUUAUUUCCUCGUUUCUCAAGCACCAUUACUGAAAGAAAACAGCUUCCGGAUUAAUCGUCUUACUGGAGAAAUACAGCUCUCAGGAUGCUUAGAUUAUGAGACAGCUCCUCGAUUUACACUUCUGAUCAGCGCCAGGGACUGUGGACAACCCUCACUGUCGUCCACGGCCACUGUCCACGUCCACGUGCAGGAAGGCAACAACCACAAGCCCUCAUUUGCCCACAACCACUAUGAGAUGCAGAUUUCUGAAGGCCAGGUCAGCCAGGAUGUGUUGCAUCUCCAUGUUCGAGAUCGUGACUUGCCGUUUACAUCAGCUUGGAGAGUCAAGUUCAACAUACUGAAUGGCAACGCGGAGGGACAUUUCAACAUUUCGACUGACCCCGAGACCAAUGAUGGGAUCUUACAGGUCAUCAAGCCUUUGGAUUACGAGACCGGCCCAGCACCAAGCCUCCUCAUUGUCGCGGAGAACGAGGAGCCGUUUUUCUCCUGCAAGGCGGGCAGGCUUCAGCGGCUGCAGGAGGCGGAGGCGGUGGCCAGAGCGACGGUGCGCGUGCGGGUGCUGGACGCCGACGUACCGCCCGCCUUCCACCCGCCUAGCUUCCUGGUCAGCGCCCAGGAUGGUGCCGGGCCUGGCAUCCACCUGGGCACUUUCAACGCCUCGGACCCUGACAGAGCUGCAGGCCAGAUCCGGUAUGAACUAGUUCAUGAUCCCGCAAACUGGGUCACGGUAGACGAAAACUCUGGAGCAGUUCUCACCACCAAGCAAAUUGACCGAGAGUCCCCCCACGUCACCGACAGCUUCUACACCAUCAUCGCCCACGCGGUCAAUGACGGCCUCCUGCAGAAGACAGGCACUGGGACCCUGGUGCUUUUCCUGUCUGAUAUCAAUGACAAUGCUCCCUCCCUCCGGCCCCACUCCCGCUACCUGGAGGUCUGUGAGUCUACCCUGAAGGAGCCGCUGCUCAUCCAGGCAGAGGACCCAGACCUGGCGCCCUACUCAGACCCGUUCACGUUUGCACUGGACAGAAGCUGGAGAGACACGGGAGACACAUGGCAACUGGGGAAAAGCUGGGGCCUGUCAGUCGAACUUUCCAUGUCGAGAAGCCUCCCGCAGGGCAACUACUCAGUGCCGCUCUUCAUUGGAGACAAGCAGGGGCUCUCCCAGAAGCAGACCGUGCAUGUGAGGAUCUGCCCCUGUCCCGACGGGCUCACGUGUGUGGAGCACGCAGCCGUGGGGGCAGGGCUUCUCGAGGGGGCCCUGUUCUCAGUCUGUGCAGCGUUGGUGGCUCUGGCAGUACUUCUGCUUUUCCUGCUGCGAUGCUAUUUGCUGUCCAAACGCAGGAGGCUCAGAUUGCCGAUCCUGAGCUCCCACGCCCAUCAGACUCUGACGAUAUACAACGACGAGGGUCCGGCCGAGUCAACGCAGAUGCAGUUGGCUAUUGAGGACCAGAUGCCAGCUCCAGCAAUCAACAUGGCCGCAGCACGAGCCGAGCUGGGUGCUCAGGACCUCCAUGAAAUGCUGCCAUCUACAGAGAGUGCUUCGAGACAGAUACAGUUUGCUCUGGGGACUCCACUGAGUUACAGAAGUGCACCUCCUGCUGCGGUAAUCUCGCUGGUGACUGACAGCUGGUCGCCUUGAGAGGGGACCCUUCUAGAGGUUUCUGCGAUGCUGGUAGCACAAA
Molecule: messenger RNA, 2263 nt
Organism: Tupaia belangeri chinensis (Chinese tree shrew)
Lineage: Eukaryota; Metazoa; Chordata; Mammalia; Scandentia; Tupaiidae
Gene: CDH26
Product: cadherin 26
Exons: 13
Coding region: 1-2220 (739 amino acids)
Biological process (GO): multicellular organism development; cell-cell adhesion mediated by cadherin; cell migration
Cellular component (GO): adherens junction; catenin complex; plasma membrane
Molecular function (GO): beta-catenin binding; calcium ion binding; cadherin binding
Source: RefSeq, a predicted model, not a curated record